This is a messenger RNA of Aspergillus ruber CBS 135680, 1142 nucleotides long. It is a transcript of the gene bud32, whose product is annotated as serine/threonine protein kinase BUD32. Gene Ontology annotation, cellular component: nucleus; EKC/KEOPS complex; cytosol. Lineage: Eukaryota; Fungi; Ascomycota; Eurotiomycetes; Eurotiales; Aspergillaceae. The record is from RefSeq and is a predicted model, not a curated record. The coding region runs from base 108 to 944 and encodes 278 amino acids. Gene Ontology annotation, molecular function: ATP binding; protein serine/threonine kinase activity. Gene Ontology annotation, biological process: protein phosphorylation. The transcript has a single exon.
UCACUCCCCACUAUCGCGAUUUGCAGCCCACUCCAACAUUCUCAGUCAGUCACAUCACAACCAACAACUCAAACCAACAUACUUCCACAACACACAAACAAACGAAAAUGACAGAAUACAAACCACCCCCCCUCCCCUCCCCCUUCACCCACACAACCCCACCACCAACUCUCCUCACCCAAGGCGCCGAAGCUCACCUCUACAAAACAACCUACCUAACACCAACAACCCCCGCGGCGCUCAAAAUCCGCCCCUCAAAACCAUACCGCCACCCAAUCCUCGACCGCCGCCUAACCCGCCAACGGAUCCUCCAAGAAGCGCGGUGCCUUUCGAAACUCGUCCGUGAGGGGGUUAGUGUGCCCGCGAUCCUAGCGCUGGAUUGGGAACCGCAGGGGCAGGAGGAGAAAGAUGCGCUCGAAGGACGGGCUGGGGGCGCGUGGUUGCUUAUGGAGUGGGUCGAGGGGCUUGUGGUGAGGGUUGUGUUAGAGAGGUGGGAGGGGUGGAUGAAGAGGAAUACGCAGAUGGGCGAGGAGCAAAGGAAAGGGGAGGAGAGUCGGGUGAGGUAUUUGUUGAGGAGGAUUGGACAUGUUGUUGGGGGGUUGCAUAAGGCGGGUGUUGUGCAUGGGGAUUUGACGACAAGUAAUUUGAUGUUAAGGCCAACGGCGGCGGGUUCGAGUGUGGAAGAGGAUGGUGGGAAUCCAUCGAUGGAGGGAGAGGUGGUUUUGAUUGAUUUUGGGCUUGCGGGGCAUAGUAAUCAGGAUGAGGAUCGCGCUGUGGAUCUUUAUGUGUUGGAGCGGGCGUUUGGAAGUACGCAUCCACGGACGGAGCCGUUCUUCGAUGAACUGCUGCAGGGAUAUCACGAGGCAUACCGGGGUGCAGUAUCUACGCUGAAGCGGCUGGAAGAAGUCAGGAUGAGAGGUCGCAAGAGGAGUAUGAUUGGUUGAAUUCAGAGAGGAAAAGAAGAGGAAAAUAAACAUAUUGACAAGAAAAACGCCAUGCCAUCGUGUAUAUCAUGUAUCAAUAAUGCAAAUCACGACCCCGUCCGCACACAGUUCCCUAUAUCAGCCAGCGCAAAAUAUCCCUUAUUCUCAACAACUCCCCGGUCCUUGACAACAGCCGUGUACUUCACCACCCACUGCGGC